Mesitornis unicolor (brown roatelo) is the source of this 1284-nucleotide messenger RNA. RefSeq lists its product as uncharacterized. The transcript is spliced from 11 exons. The record is from RefSeq and is a predicted model, not a curated record. NCBI's taxonomy places the organism in Eukaryota, Metazoa, Chordata, Aves, Mesitornithiformes, Mesitornithidae. Bases 1 to 1284 code for a protein of 427 amino acids.
AUGACAACAAUAACUUCUUCAAGAGGAAACACAAAAGUGGUCAGUGCCAGAAGAACAGAAUUGCAUGAUGUUUCAGCUAUUAUUCGCCUCUUCAGCCAUUUUACAGAAGAAAUUUUUGGAAGUGUUGAUGUCAUGUACCUUUUAGAAAAAUCAAAUCUUGCUUUGACACUCUGCAAUGAGAAGAAUGAGGUACUAGCUCAUGCUGUCUUUUUGGACUAUCCAAAUUGGAAUAUUGUUGAUCAAUCCAAAUGGGAAUCAUUCUUGCAUGAAAACUACAUUGACAAUAAAUGUACUCCUUUGAACACAUUGUUUAUGCAUCUUUUUGUGGCAGAAGAAGAAUACGCAGCUGGAUGUUCCCAAGAAAUUUUUCGGAGAGCUUUUAUCACAGUACCAGAACUGCAGUUUAUACUUUUCUUCAUACCAGCUGAUGAGAAUUUAGAGCCAGACGUAGGAAGUGUCUUCAAAAGGAUGAUGACUGCUCCAGGUUCAGUAGUGGAUACACAGUUUACCUUGCUUGUGUGCCCAAGGCAUUUGUAUCACCCUCAGCUGUAUGUUCGCCAAGCAAGGUUGGAAGAUUAUGAUGAUCUCAUGCAGAUCUGGACACGUCAGAGUGAGACUCUGAAAGAAGCCUAUAGUGAAUAUUUCCUUGCUGAUCUCAUAGGAUGUCUAGAUGAAGAAAACCAGGUAGCUGUUUGUGAGAAUGGAGACAUUGCAGUGGGAUUCAUGAGCUUAUGUUCUCAAGUAAAUGUUUCCUUGUUUCAAGAGUGCUUUGACUUAAGGCCUUUCCAUGGUCUUUGUAAACCACAUCCUGAAGAUAUUCUCAAUAUGCCACAGAAGCCAAGGAUUGAAGAAGAUGAAGAUAAAAGCAACCAAACAAAUCAAGAAACAGAGGCUGUUUCAUCUCAAAACCUUGAACAUAUUCAUGAUCAGGAUGCAGCUGUGCAGAAAGAUGGAGCCAUUACCAGAGGCAAAGAUUUCAAAGCCUCAGCAACACCCCUCCUCAAGACUGAGGAAGAAGAUGCUUUUCGUCCAGUAUACAGAGGAACUUCAAAUGCUUUCUGUAUCCGUCUGUUUUGUAUUGAUGAGGACCAUGAAGCUAGAUCGCUGGAUUUUUUGCCUUAUGUUUUCAAGCUUUUUCCAGACAGAGACUUCUGUGUCAUCCUUGUACCACAUCAUGUACCAGAGUUCCACCUGAUCCAGAGUUUUGUUCGAGUUGUCCCCUUCUGUACUUCCAAUCUUGGUCGUGAGCUUUAUGUGUUCCACCGUGCAGGAUUGCUCAAGUGA